Messenger RNA from Entrophospora sp. SA101, 471 nucleotides. Lineage: Eukaryota; Fungi; Glomeromycota; Glomeromycetes; Entrophosporales; Entrophosporaceae. The record is from the annotation of a GenBank genome assembly.
AUGUCAAGUAAAAGCCAUCCACUUAUUGAUAAACAUGCACCAAAAAAUCUUGUUUUAAAAAAUCAAGAGGGCGAAAGUGUUGAAUUGAAUUCUUAUAUUGGAAAUCAAAAACCUUGUAUUAUAUUUUUUUAUCCUCAAGAUGAAACUUAUGGUUGUACUCGAGAGGUAUGUAGUUUUCGUGACUCCUAUGAUCAAUUUUCAGAAGCAGGAGCAACUGUAUUUGGUAUUUCCUCAGAUACAGUAGAGAAACAUAAAAAUUUUGCAAAGAAACAAAAUUUACAAUUCUCUUUAUUAUCUGACCCAAAUGGUGAAGCAAGAAGGGCAUUUGAGGUUCCAAAAACUUUAGGAUUAUUACCUGGCCGUGCAACAUUUUUAAUUGAUAAAGAGGGUAUUAUCAAAGAUGUUUAUAAUUCUCAAUUAGAUUUUCAAGGUCAUGCCAACAAGUCACUUGAAUUUAUCAAAAGUCAAUAA